AGGAGUUCCGCUCCACGUACUUGAACCCACUGCUUUCCCAGCUGCCUGGUCGGCCAAUGAAACCAGCCACCAUCCCUAAAGAUCCACCCCCUGAUGCAUGGGACUGGCGGGACCCACGGGGCUGUCACGGGUGUCAAGAACCAGGGUUACUGUGGCUCCUGCUGGGCCUUCUCUGUGACAGGCAACGUGGAAGGGCAGUGGUUCCUCCGCAAUGGCACUUUGGUUUCCCUCUCUGAGCAAGAGCUGCUGGACUGUGACUCCGUAGACAAAGCCUGCGGAGGAGGACUUCCAUCCACGGCCUACGAGGCCAUCGAAGGGCUGGGCGGCCUGGAGACAGAGCGCGAUUACAGUUAUGAGGGGUUCGAGCAGAAGUGCGGCUUCUCCAAGGAUAAGGUGGCCGUCUACAUCAAUAGCUCCGUAUCAAUAUCCCGGGAUGAGACAGAGAUCGCUGCCUGGCUGGCUAAGAACGGCCCUAUUUCCAUUGCUCUGAACGCCUUUGCCAUGCAGUUCUACAGGAGGGGAGUUUCCCACCCCUUCUUCCUGCUCUGCAACCCCUGGAUGAUUGACCACGCAGUUCCUCUUGGUGGGCUACGGCACACGGGGCCGUACUCCAUUCUGGGCGAUCAAGAACAGUUGGGGAGAGAACUGGGGAGAGAAGGGCUACUACUACCUGUAUCGUGGCAGCCAUGCCUGUGGCAUGAACUCAAUGUGCAGUUCUGCAGUGAUAGAGUAAGCCUCUCGGGCCCCUUGACUGCCUCCGGUCCAAAUCAUCAACUUGCUGGCUUUCCACCCAGCACCAAGAUGAAGAUCGGAGCACCUUCCCUGUACAUUAUACUGACCCUGUUUACCCAUUUCCCUUUCCAAAUAGCCCUGGUUAGGCCUAGUGCAUAACUAAGAAGAUCUGGCCCCUGCUCCUGCCUGCUGCUAUGAACGGUAGAGACUGGAGGUAGCAUGUCCUAGGAUAGGACCCUUAACCUUGCUGAGAUCCUUCAACCAGGCCAGGAUUGGUGCUGGUGUGUGUUUAAAGGGUGCUUCCCUUUCCAGUAGGAGCAGAUUCCUUCCCCCGACUCUCAGUGAAGGGGUACUUGGUGCCUGGGCAGAUGCACAGAGGAUGGUGAAGGGGACUUGCUCUUCUGAAAUGGUUAGGUCAUCAGUUGCUCCUCGCUGUGAGCCUCCUCUUUUACCUUGGUCAAUCCUGAGCUGCUUUUUGGAAGGCAGACUGGGAAUUGGGGCCGGGGAGGAAGGGGCAGUGAUCUAACUACCAGCUCCCAUCCCAACUCCCUCUGCAAAAAGCAGAGCUCCUUACUGUUUUCUAACCAUAGGCCUCUUAAGUUUGGGCCAUAGCUCAGUAGAAGAGCAUCCACUUUGCACACAGAAGGUCCCAAACAGUUAUAGAAUCUCAUACAGUCCUGGGAUUGUAGAGUUGGAAGGGGACCCAAAGAGUCAUCUAGUCCAACCCUCCAAUCCUCAGGAGGCAGGGCUAGGGAAGGCCCCCCUCAAGUUGAAGAGCUGCUGUGCUAGAUGGACAGCAGACAGUCUGACUUGGUCUAAGGCCAGCUUCCUGUCUCCAUACAACUUGGGGAACCAGCUUGCAUUUAAGACAAGAUGUUCCAAGGAGCUUCACAACUCACUCAAGCCCGCUUAAAUAAGUGCAGGUGAAUUUUCCCUUCUUUGUGGAGAUGAGGGGAGCACAUUUAACACCCUUAUUUCCCAGUUAGUCAGGGGCUUCUUUCUUUUGCACUCUCCAAGUCUUCCCGCUCCCCUUAGGGAUUGUAGCACUGAUAAAUGCCCUCCCAAAAAAUGGGGUACCCUUGUUUCCGUUAGCUCAAGUCUUCCUCUGCUUCUGGAAGACUUGACGUGGUGGAGCCGCAGCCUUGCAGGACAGUCUUGCCUGUGGCUGGGCGGCUCCGCUAGCCUGUAGGAAAAGUAACCAUUCCAGUAUUGGUCAGCUUUUGCACUUAGAUGCCAUGAAAUCUUUCUCCCUGCACCCACUACAAAAAAAGAGGUCAAACCCAGCCCACAUUUUUUUUUAGAUUUAGCUGCUCUGUAUUAAUGUUUGCUGCUAGAAUGGAAAUAUUGGUGGAAGGUUUGAAGGCAAUGCUGAGAGAUGAUCCCUAGCUUGGUCAGUCCUAAGCACCACCCAAACCUUCUCCUCCAAGGAAUCCUACUUGAGCACUCCCCACCCCCCAGCCCCGUUGCACUGAGGGCUUUUGGGGAGUGGAAGGCAUAACUAGCACUUGCAAAAUGGUUGCUAUAGAAAGUGUUUUUCCUUUGAUUGUUGCUCUGAACACCCCACCCCCACCCUGAAAAAGCUGUUUCCCCUUCAGGGACUCUAAUCUCAGCCAGAAUGGCCUGAACGUGGCUGCAAAAAAAAGUGUUUCUGGAAGACGCAGCUGCUCAGGUGGCUGUGCCUUCUGUCUGUUACUUUAAAGACGCAGCCUUUGGUGUUUCUGUAAUUUCCACACUAAUAAAUACUGAUGGACUCUGAA
Podarcis muralis (Common wall lizard) is the source of this 2489-nucleotide messenger RNA. Lineage: Eukaryota; Metazoa; Chordata; Lepidosauria; Squamata; Lacertidae. The record is from RefSeq and is a predicted model, not a curated record.